AUGUCAAAUUUUUUUCCAAUACAGCAACCAAAAACUUUAGCCAAAAAGAUUGCAGCAAACCUAACGAUAAAUGAAGCAUUGGCUAGCAUUGAGCAAAUGGGCAAGAAUGAAAUCAGGGAUAGAUUUGCCAGAGCGAUCAAAGAAUCAUUUCAGUAUGUGAGGAAUGAUAUUCGUGAUGAAUGGCACACUGAAAUUACAUCGGAGAAGUACGUUACAGAGGAUUUGCUCUUUGAAGAACGCUACAGCUCCGUUGUUACAGCAAGAUUCUAUCCAGCUUUGAACCGUUUCACGUAUGUGGAACCUCGGCCAUGUGUUAUCAAAACGAAACAUAUUGGUGCUAUUUUAGAUGAUAUAUUACGUGAUCCGUGUGAUAUUGAAGAGAAUUCUCAACAAAGGAUUUCAAGGUUCAUACGACGGAUAGUUAUGGAAGUUUAUAUUCUGAAUAGAGUUCGUCAUUCGAAUGUAAUGCAUGCUCAUGCCACAGUGGUCACCGAGCAUUCACUUUGUCUACAACUGGUUCUUCCUCGACUGUAUCAGUUAGAACAGCUAAUUGAUAAAUACCGCCGUGAAAAGGAGGGAAAGCCGAUGAAUAUUCGCAUAAUUGCAAUGAUCAUCCGACAACUUUGCAGAGCAUUAUCCUAUCUUCACGAUGCAAAUAUCAUUCAUAAUGAUAUUCAACCAGAAAACAUUUAUCUGACUCGUGGUGGUACUGUCAAAUUGAGCAACUUUAUUAAUUCACGAAUGGUCGCAAACAAACGAGCGGCUGAAAGGUGUCGCACCCCUGAUGGGACUCCUGAUUACAUGUGUGCUGAGAAGCAGUAUAACUUGAAACGUGUGACAACUGUAGCAGAUUAUAUGAACUAUUCGACUUCAGCGGAUAUCUGGUCAUUGGGUGUGCUGAUACUUCAUAUGGUCAGCUAUUAUCCCAAUGAGAAGUGGCACCGUUUACCUCGAACAUUCGCCCUCCAAAUGGGGGAAAGAAGAAUGCCAUUUCGAUGGAUGAUUAACGAUAUGAUGCAACUUUGUGUACGAAUGGCACAAAGCGGUGAUAGACAUUUGAAGCAAUAUCUAAAUGAUACAAUGCUCAAUUUGGAUCCAUCGGCACGCUCAACAGCUAAACAAAUUUUGGAAUCACAUUUGAUCAAAAAAUGGUGCAAUAAAAGCCUUGAGCAGGACAAAAAUUAUCUAGUGAAGCGUUUCAUUUACGAGUUAGAUUGGCAAAAUCGUUCCAAACUGGAUGCUGAUGGCUACAAUUACAACGCAUGCGAAGCAAAAGAUAUUCCGGUUGAUUUUUACUGGGAUGAUACAUGGCAAAAACUUGAGAAGCAAUCAUUUGUUUAUCGGCUAUAUGUUUAUGAUCGCGAUAACUUGCGAAUAGGAAACGAAAUCGAGCGAUGUUUCACACAUGCUGAUAAUUCGUUAUUUCAAACACUAAUGCUUGCUGUUGAUGCUGACCACCUUGAAUUGUUGGACGUAAUACCGGUUGAUCAAAAUAUUCGAAAUCUAUGUUUCUCGCUCAUGAGAACUGCCAAGUAUCACCAAUAUAACCUUGCCAAAUGUGAAGGUGAAGAGGUGCUAUUUGAUCUGCCACCAUCUUUCCAUUGCAAUGUGCGUUCGGCAAAAAUCGUUGUUUAUUUUAAGAAUUAA
Messenger RNA from Cercopithifilaria johnstoni, 1647 nucleotides. Lineage: Eukaryota; Metazoa; Nematoda; Chromadorea; Rhabditida; Onchocercidae. The record is from the annotation of a GenBank genome assembly.